GUGUUACAUUUUGUAGAAUCAUACACCUCAAACAAAUAUCAACUUUAAUUUGGCGGAACUUGAUUUGCAAUAACAUCUCUGGCCCCCGAGAGAAACAUGAAGUCCUUUUACUUAAUUUUGGUAGUACAAUCUCUGUUUGUAGUCUCAGCAUUUUCCCAAAGCUUUGAUUUCUUUUACUUUGUUCAACAGUGGCCUGGAUCAUACUGUGAUACGAAGAAGAGUUGCUGCUUUCCCAGUUCAGGCAAACCAGAUGCAGAUUUCGGAAUUCAUGGACUUUGGCCCAAUUAUAAGGAUGGUUCCUACCCUAGUAACUGUGAUCCUGACAGCCAUUUUGAUCAAUCUCAGAUAUCAGGAGUGUUGAGGAGAAUGCGAAGUGAAUGGCCAACAUUGGCAUGCCCAAGUAACGACGGAAUACAAUUUUGGGCUCAUGAAUGGGAAAAGCACGGGACUUGUUCUGCCCUUGACCAACAUGCUUACUUCCAGACUACUCUUGACCUCAAAAAUCAAGUCAAUCUUCUCCAGUCACUCACAAGUGCAGGAAUUGAGCCAAACGGUAAUACAUACUCCUUAGAAAGCAUAAAAGACGCCAUCAAGCAGGAUGUCGGAUACACACCUUUUGUGGAGUGCAACAAUGAUUCAUCUGGGAAUAGUCAACUUUACCAAAUUUAUCAUUGUGUUGAUAAUUCUGCGUCUAAACUUAUCGAGUGUCCUGUUUUUCCUCGUGGCAGAUGUGGUUCUCAAAUUGAAUUUCCUACAUUUUGAUUGAUUUGUAAUCAGCUGAAUGAUUUGGGGGCAUGAUUAUCUCAUGGAUUUGUAGCUCUCAUUUCAUGUUUGGUACAAAUGUUUGUUACAUGUCUAAUUAUUUUUCAAAUGAGCAUUCUUAAUUAAUUUCUCUCA
Messenger RNA from Spinacia oleracea (spinach), 897 nucleotides. RefSeq names its product ribonuclease 1-like. Gene Ontology annotation, biological process: RNA catabolic process. The record is from RefSeq and is a predicted model, not a curated record. The transcript has 4 exons. Gene Ontology annotation, cellular component: extracellular region. The coding region runs from base 97 to 762 and encodes 221 amino acids. Gene Ontology annotation, molecular function: RNA binding; ribonuclease T2 activity. NCBI's taxonomy places the organism in Eukaryota, Viridiplantae, Streptophyta, Magnoliopsida, Caryophyllales, Amaranthaceae.